CAUUUAGUGCUCACUACUCGGAUCCGAGUUGGGAGGGGGGAUAGUAGCGGUGCCGCGCACUCGGAUCCGAGUGACCGGCCUGUGCAUUUUGUAGUAGUCAGUAAGCCGCCGGCGUUUGAGGUGAGUUUAUGUUGGUUUGCGCGACCGCUCUGAAACAUAUUCAACUUACGAAAACGCGUAUUGGUUUCAUUAUAACAGUGUAAUUGUGACUUUUACACACGAUCGUAUCAAAGCUAUUUUUGCACUAAAAUGGACAAUAAGGCUGGACCGUCUGGAAGUAAAUCUACGAGUAGUUCUAGAAAAAAGCGUCGGCAAAGUGAUGACUAUGAGUCUGACUAUAGUGAUGAGGAUGUGUAUUCUCAAAGAGCUGAUGAAGACUCUUCAAGUUCAGAGGACUCUUCUAGUUGCGGCAGUGAUGAUAGUAUCUUUGAUACUAGACUGAAGCAAAAGACGACCAGCCGUGUACCACCAGCUCAACCUUCAAGGUCAUCUGCCCCAAAGACGACAAGCCAUAUACCACUAGCUCAACCUUCAAGGUCACCUGCCUCAAAGACAGUCAGCUGUGUACCACCACCUCAACCUUCAAGUUCAUCUGCAUCAAAACGUGGUUUAUGUGAGUCAGAUGGAAGGGCUAUCAUUCAAUGUAAGCGAUUAAGACCUUCAUUUAGGGAUGGCCCCACGCGUAAUAAUUCUACUCAAUCGUUGAAGUUACCAGAUCUAAAUAGUUCCUCAGCAUCGAAGUCAGCGCCUCGACUACUGGAAUUUGAUGGAGACGGUAGCUUUGAAUUCAAUUCUGAAAUUGACUGCCGUCCUACAUCGCCGAAUAUCGUACAGGACUAUGGAGAUUUUUUGCCGGAUAUACCAAUUAACCCUACCAGUUCAACACCUAGCGUAUCUCUUCUGAGAUCCGAUGCGAUCACCCCCAACCUUUCGCCAGAACGUGAUGACGUCUCUCCAUCAAUUAUGGCUGUUCGGAGAUCUGGAAGUCGUACUCCAGACUUACCCGAUGAUUUUUAUCUAUCACCCAAUAACUCACCCUCUGGUCAAGGAGCCACUACCACCUGGAGCAGUGAUCCAAGCUCCAUGAAAAGCUUAGAGUUUACUAAGGAACAGGAACUCUUAGUGCCGCCUCCAACUGUUCCUUACGAAGCAUUCCGACUAAUGAUUGAUGACGAGUUGUUAGAUCUUAUAGUUCGCGAGACCAACGCGAACGCAAUAAGAGUCGGUAAUGCACAAAACGUCAAACAAAACUCCAGAAUAAAAUCUUGGAAAGAUUUAACAAAGGAAGAACUGCUGACAUUUUUAGGACUCCUUCUUCACACAGGAACAAUUCGACUAAACCGUUUAAGUGAUUAUUGGAAACGACACUAUUUGUUUAAUAUUCCAUGCUUCGGACAAUUCAUGUCACGAAAUCGUUUUUUACUUAUUUUACGAUGCCUACACUUUACGUCUGUAACCAGUGAAGAAGACCGUCUCAAUAAAAUCCGACCAUUCAUGGAUCAUUUUAACAAUAAAAUGAAAACUAUUUACUGUCCAGGUAAAGAGCUAUCAUUGGAUGAGUCCAUGGUAUUGUGGCGCGGUCGGUUGCUGUUCCGACAAUAUAUAAAAAACAAACGGCAUAAAUAUGGCAUUAAACUCUAUGUUUUAGCAGAACCAGAUGGUACGGUCUUGAAAUUUCAAGUUUACGCCGGUGCUAAUGAUGAGACAUCAGGGCAAGGACAUAGUAGUAAGAUUGUCUUCAAACUACUAGAAGAGAGACUGGACUGUGGCCAUCAUGUAUACAUGGAUAAUUAUUAUAAUUCUUAUGGCCUGGCUGUGAAAUUGCUAGAUCGACAGACAUACUGCACAGGAACGUUAAGAAAAAACAGGAAAGAUAAUCCCGUCGAAAUUGGCUCUGUUUCACUGGAAAAGGGAGAAAACAAAUCCUUGUUCUUGAACGGCGUUCAUGUCGGAAAAUGGAGGGAUAAGCGAUACGUUCUGUAUAUUUCUACAGAACACGGUAGUGAGAUGAUGGAGACUACUUCCAAAAGAGGAUCUAUAGUAGUGAAACCAAUGGCAAUCGUUCAUUACAAUAAUUUUAUGUCGGGUGUUGAUCUUCAAGAUCAGAUGUUGGCAUACUAUCCAGUCCAAAGGAAGACGCUGCGUUGGUACAAGAAGCUGUUUGUGCAUAUGCUGCAAAUGAGCCUUACUAAUGCAUUGCACUUGUACAAUACAUUUUCGGCGAAUGACAAAUUAAAUCUAUAUGAUUUCCGUAUGAAGAUACUGGAGAAGCUUUUACCUGAUCCUAAUGAUGUAAAUCGACGCAAUGUUUUGAAAGUGAAACACGAACUCACAAAAAUAGAAAAGACCCGGACGAGAGUUAAGACAGUAGGAAGAGUCACGAAACAAACUAUCGAAGUGGUCCGAAAAGAAUGCAAAGGUUGCAAAUCACAGAAAAAAAGGGUGCAAACAAUUUAUGAAUGUAAGCAAUGUGAAGGUUCUCCAGGUUUCUGUACAAAAUGUUUCUGCCUAGCACAUUCAUAAUUGUUUUCAUUAAAUUUUAUUGUUUUGUUACCUAUGUGGUUAAAAUUUUCAGAAUAUUUUUUAUUCCUUUGUACCUUUAUGUGAGUGACUCACCUUUAUUCUGUGACAAGUUUUCAAUUAAACUUAUAAUUAUUACGUA
This is a messenger RNA of Bicyclus anynana (squinting bush brown), 2662 nucleotides long. RefSeq names its product piggyBac transposable element-derived protein 4-like. The transcript has 2 exons. Lineage: Eukaryota; Metazoa; Arthropoda; Insecta; Lepidoptera; Nymphalidae. The coding region runs from base 250 to 2523 and encodes 757 amino acids. The record is from RefSeq and is a predicted model, not a curated record.